Gloeophyllum trabeum ATCC 11539 is the source of this 1270-nucleotide messenger RNA. Its product is annotated as ribonuclease III. Gene Ontology annotation, cellular component: nucleus. Gene Ontology annotation, molecular function: double-stranded RNA binding; ribonuclease III activity. The transcript has 4 exons. Bases 36 to 1082 code for a protein of 348 amino acids. Gene Ontology annotation, biological process: rRNA processing; primary miRNA processing; regulation of gene expression. The record is from RefSeq and is a predicted model, not a curated record. Lineage: Eukaryota; Fungi; Basidiomycota; Agaricomycetes; Gloeophyllales; Gloeophyllaceae.
AGCAGCAGCGCACGCGGGCUGGCGUAGCAAGGGACAUGGGAUAUGUGCACAAACGCCUCGCGUCCACCGCUGCAAAGCUAGCAGUCUCCCCGUCCUCCGCCAGGGCAUUCCCCCCGCCCGACGCCAUCUCCAAUCCCAGGGCAUUCGACCCCGAGACCUAUGCCGCCCUCCAACCACCACCGGCCUCGUCAUUAACAGCCCUUGCGCACCGACUGGGGCUGGGAAGGGUGCUGUCCCCGACAGAAGUGCAGCAGGCGUGCACGCAUCCGAGUUUUGUGACGCUGUACCAGAAACACUACCCGAAUGAAGCGAAGCCGGCGACGAAUGGCAACCUUUCUACGGUCGGCAAUUCUUUGCUGGGGCUGUUCGCCUCGGAGUACCUGAAUGCGAGCUAUCCGCAUCUACCGCUCAGAGUGCUGAAGGCAGCAGUGAGCGCGUAUGUCGGCGCCAAGACGUGUGCGAGCAUCGCGACAGAGAUUGGUGCUACGCCUUUGCUACGAUGGCAUCGAACGACAGCAACCCCGCUGAAGCCCGCCCUCCUCCUUCCCGACGCCCUCUCCUCCAUACCCCGAUCCAUAGUCGCCCUCGUGUACCAGCACCGGUCCCUACCAAUAACGCGCCAGUUUGUCCACGACCUCUUCCUCAGCCGCGAAGUUGACCUCCGAGCGUUCAUUAAAUUCCGAGACCCGAAGAAGGCACUCAAGGAGACCGUGGCCAAGUUCGAGCGGGAGAGGCCUGUAUCCCGAUUACUCGCAGAGACGGGUCGAUUCUCCAAUUCACCCGUUUUCGUUGUCGGCAUAUACUCAGGAGCCGACCAACUGGGGGAAGGGUUCGGCACCUCAUUAAAAAUGGCAGAAUUCCGCGCUGCCGAAGACUCCCUUCACCGCCUAUACCUCACUCGCACGCCGCCCGAACAGCUCCGUCUCCCCUCCUCGACCUUCUCGCCAUCACCAUCCGACCUGUACACGUACAAGCCCCCGAAAGGCUCGAAGCUGGAAUACGUCGCGGGUGAGCUUGGCAUGGAGGAGAUCGAGUACGCGAGCGGCGGAAGGACCGGGCUGGUCACGCCCCCUUCCAGCUAAGUGCAGCAGACUCUUGGGGUUCAGUUGUUGGAGUGUACAUUAUAGUUGGAGUUAAUUGGCUGGCAUUAUCUGGGCGCAGGCUACCUUGCUGGCUGCCGUCGCGCUUAUCUCCGCUCAUGACGGGAUGCUUGUUAUUAUCUACCACGCUAAUCGCAUUGCUGUCGAGAUGGCUUUCUAAAACCUCUUUC